This is a messenger RNA of Oryza sativa Japonica Group (Japanese rice), 2126 nucleotides long. Lineage: Eukaryota; Viridiplantae; Streptophyta; Magnoliopsida; Poales; Poaceae. The record is from RefSeq and is a predicted model, not a curated record.
UAUGGUUUAUAUCGCCCUCCUACGUGUACUGUAGAAUCCUUUACCGAGGAGUCCCGUAGAAUACUUGGAUGUUGCUAUCACUUGUCAUCGAAGUUUUCUAUGAUUCUAUCUAUCAACUCCUGUAACAUGCUCAGCACAUUCACCUUGUUCACGCUCGAGUUAAACAUUUGCCAAAGUGGUUCUCAUUCAUAUUGUAUCUGGUAAUAUUGCAAUCAACUUUGAAUCGCAACCAAAAGAUGUCCAUCACUGAAAUAUUCCUAUGGCAUGUCAAAAAUGCACACUUAAACAAGUCGAGGACCAUUUCAUACUUUUGAUACAUGAUAAAAUGCUAUGUUGAAGAUUUGAACUACUGCCUUGUCUUCCAUGUUUCAUAGAGUCAUGAACCUAUUUAAAUGUUGAAUUUGGGAAGAGUAUGUCAAAAUGGACUGCCUGAAGUGGUAACCUGUAACUACUGCAACAUUCAGGCAAGUGGCACACAAUUUGUUUUGACAAAGAAUUUGUAUGCAUAAAACACUAACACAGCACAUAACUACUAUAUUCCUUACUAGGUGUGAACAUGGCUGAAGUCUCUUAGAAAAACAAAAACAGAUAAUGACACACCAGGCAAAUAUGUAUGAGCCUUGGCCUCCUAUGCCUCAACUGCCUCCUGAUAAGGAGAGCAUAAUCUCCUUACCAUAUAAGUCACUAUGAUGGUUCCCGAACUCCAUUGGAAGUACUCCAUUUAAGAGAAGUUCUGUUUUCACCUUGUUCUGCUGGCUCCUCAUCAUGACUUAUGAAUAUAAAUUCACAAGUGUCCUUCUGAUUUUUUUUUUUUUGAAACUUAAGAAACACCUUGAGACUUUUUUUUUCUUGUGAAUUGCAAUGAAUGAGCACCAAAAAUCUGAAAAAAACCUAUCCAGAGAAAACUCUGAUUGUUCAUCACUUAUUAUUUUCUUUGAGACCAGAACUGGUAAGCUCUGGGACUUACAUUGGUACAAAGUGAAGAUAUGUACAUGUGGCAUAGUAUGUCAUAUAUAUUGACUAUGACAUCCAGCAGGUUAGGUGUGUAGGGUGGACCAGAAGCUGCCUUACUGAAAACAUUAUUGCUUCUAGUUAUUCUCUGUCUUGGUCAAUUCUAGCUUGGCCUUCUUAUAGGAGAAACCUGGCUGCAAGCCUGCAAGCUCAUCACUUGCUAUGCUCAGGGGCAGUUACCUGUCCACAGCAAGGCUGUUUCAAGCCUCCAGCAUUAUCUUCUCCAGUUUUUUGGUGCCAUCUCAAAAUACACACAAACCCACACAUAAACUCCAUCAGCAUGUAUAUAAGUGCUAAUUUAAGGACAUACUGUUGUAUGCACUAGUUCACAUGAUAGAUAUCUGGAACGUAUAAGGCUGAACAGGAGGAAAGAAGCACCAACCUGAUCAAUGGGGCGUGGGAGAGUAGAGCUCAAAAAGAUUGAAAAUCCGACAAACCGCCAAGUUACCUUCUCCAAGAGGAGGAUGGGGCUGCUCAAGAAAGCAAAUGAGCUGGCCAUUCUUUGUGAUGCACAAAUUGGGGUGAUUGUGUUCUCAGGCACUGGCAAGAUGUACGAGUACUCCAGCCCCCCUUGGAGGAUUGCAAAUAUCUUUGAUAGAUACCUGAAAGCCCCCAGCACCCGUUUUGAGGAGAUGGAUGUUCAGCAGAGAAUCAUCCAAGAGAUGACAAGAAUGAAGGAUGAGAACAACAGGCUUAGGAUCAUCAUGAGGCAGUAUAUGGGUGAUGACUUGGCUUCACUGACUCUGCAAGAUGUGAGUAAUCUUGAGCAGCAGAUUGAGUUUUCUCUGUACAAAGUUCGUCUAAGGAAGCAACAGCUACUUGAUCAGCAGCUGCUUGAGAUGCACAGCCGGGAGAUGCAAAUUCCAGGAGAUCAGAGCAACUAUCUGUGCCACAUGAACCUGAUUGGCGAGCAGGCCCAGGCACCUCUGAUGGUGAAUCCGAAGCCGUUCCCGCUGUGGGAUGUGGGUGGCAGCAGCCAGAUGUACAAUCAGGAUGCUGAGUCUUCCAUGACAGCGCUGCAGCUUUCACCUCAGCUUGAGUACAAGCUUCAGCCGCUGCAGCCCAACCUGCAGGAGGAGGCCAACCUCCAUGGCUACGUUCUUCGGCUGUGGUAA